AUUUGAUACGUGCUCCACUUAUAAACAAAUCAACCUUAAUUACAUCUUUGAGGUCGUUAGAACUUUUAAAUCAAACAGGAACAGCCCACUACUUAUAGAUCAAGCAAACAAACAGUCAUAGUUAGAGAGAGAGAGAGAGAGAGCAUGGGUUUAACAUGGAAAAAGGAGCACAUAGAUAUAGUUCUAGUCCCAACUGGGUUACUGAUCAUGUUUUGCUAUCAUCUCUUCCUCCUUCACAGACACCUCAGACUUCCCCAUACCACUACCAUGGGCCAUGACAACCAUUACAGAGGAGCUUGGAUUGAAAAAAUGAUGCAGGUUGAAAGCAAGGACAGAAGCCAAGCUUUAACAGUGAUCAACAGCAACAUUUCAGCAGCAUUUAACCUCGCCUCAAUCUCCUUAGUUCUUAGCUCUCUGAUCGGGGCAUGGAUCGGAAGCUCGUCGGAAACCACCUUCACAAGCCAACUCAUCUAUGGAAACACAAGCCAAUCAGUCAUUGCCAUCAAGCACAUAAGUCUGCUCAUCUGCUUUAUAGUGGCUUUUGCUUCUUUUGUGCAGAGUGCUAGGUGUUACGUUCAUUCGAUUUUCCUCAUAACCAUGCCAAACGCGGAUAUUCCGAUUACUUACAUUCAGCAGGCGGUGGUGUCCGCGAGUAAUUUCUGGUCGGUCGGCAUGCGCGCCCUGUACUUUGCCACCCCUCUGUUGAUGUGGGUUUUUGGUCCGGUACCGAUGUUUGCUUCCUCUUUGGUUACGGUGGUAGUGUUGUAUAACCUGGACUGGAAUUCAACUCCACUGCUUGCGUUUCAACCAGCCGGGGAACGGCCUGAGAUUUUGAAGAAGAUUGGUCAGGAAAUGACUGCUGUGGGUAGAGCUAUUGGUCAGGAAAUGACUGCUGUGGGUAGAGCUUUCGAGCACCAUGGGAGACCAUAGGGGAGUCAAAACAGAAGCUUCUCAGAUGGAGAAAAAUGAGCCAGAACCUACAACCACAAAAAUACAAGGAAUGCUAGAAUUUUCUUUUCCUUCACAGUAUUUGCAAUGCAAGACAAACCGGACAAGUAAUCUAUUUGUGCUUGUGUAAGCCACUACAUAGUGAUUUUUUCUGUCCUCCAAUACUGCUACACCACGCUGUAUUGGUGCUAUAAAAAAUACACAUCCGUAUUGGCCAAU
Molecule: messenger RNA, 1167 nt
Organism: Rhododendron vialii
Lineage: Eukaryota; Viridiplantae; Streptophyta; Magnoliopsida; Ericales; Ericaceae
Exons: 3
Coding region: 145-930 (261 amino acids)
Source: RefSeq, a predicted model, not a curated record